GCGGGUGAUGCUGAGGUCUCCCCGGGGCAGUACAGGGUGUCCGCUAGCCGGACAGGAGUCUUAGAAGACGAGAAGCACAGGCUCAGGAGGACUGCCCGCUUAUUUCGAAGAGGGAAACUAGCUGCUAUGUUGGUCUGAAGAAACUACGCGCUGACAAGUCUGUAAUACCGGACACAGAGCCACACUGAAACAUUUCAUUCAUUCAUUCAUUCUACAGCAGAGAAAGAUGGAAGCUGAAUGUCUCGCACUGAAAGACCUCACAAGUCCAAGAAAAAGUUUCAUGGUGGGGUCGGAGGAAAGUGGGGGCCAAAGUGAACAAAAGGAGAACAUUUGCACAGAGAGGAGAAGAUCCACACCACUGAAAUCUGCAGAGUCUAGCGCCCCUCCUUUGCUGAUAAACAGAAAAAGUGCCACCCCGGACCUGGCCCACAUCACCCCCAUCAAACACACGGUCCUGGCCGAGCCCUGGACACCCACGGCCAAUCUAAAGAUGCUGAUCAGCGCAGCGAGUCCAGAUAUUAGAGACAGGGAGAUGAAAAAGGUGCUGUUUAGACCCAUAGAGAACGAGCACCCAGCAAGUCCAGAUACUGUGACAGAGGAUAUGGAGGUGGAAGAUUCUUGUCAGUUUGAAGCUGUGGAUGAAGAAGAUGAGGCAGAGAAAAAGCCGAGCAGGAAGCAGAAGAGUCUGGGUCUGCUGUGCCAAAAGUUCCUGGCCUUGUAUCCUGACUACCCACCGCCACACAGCCCCAUCUGGAUCUCAUUGGACGAGGUGGCAACCAGUCUGGGAGUGGAGCGGCGGCGUAUCUAUGACAUUGUCAACGUACUGGAGUCUCUGAUGAUUGUUGGCCGUAUAGCCAAAAACAGCUACACCUGGUAUGGUCGUCAGCGGCUGGAGGCCACGCUGGAGGAGCUGCAACGGAGGGGCCGGCAGCAGGGCUACCACCUCCAGAUGGAGCUGGCUGCUGAGGCCAGAGAGGCCGGACCAGGGCGCGAGGACGACGGAGGGGAAGGGGACGCUGGCAACGUCGGCGGUAACAGGAAAGACAAAUCUCUGCGCAUCAUGAGCCAGAAGUUUGUCAUGCUGUUCCUGGUGUCCAAAACUCAGACUGUAACUCUGGACGCAGCAGCCAAAAUCCUCAUUGAGGAGAGUCAGGACUCAUCAAGCCACAGCAAGUACAAAACUAAGGUGCGGCGACUGUACGAUAUUGCCAAUGUCCUGACCAGCCUGGGCCUCAUAAAGAAGGUGCAUGUCCGCGAAGAGAGAGGAAGAAAGCCUGCCUUCAAGUGGCUUGGCCCAGUUGAAUUCAACAACUCUGGGAAUGCUGGAAAUACUGUGAAUGUGGCAGCUGACGCUCCUCUUGAGGCAACACAGCCAAUGGCGGGCCAGGACCUGAGAAAAGCCAAGAUGGCACGCCAUGCCUCCUUUAACGUCACACCAACGUCGGUGGCUGUCCAACGGCAGGUCAACUCUGCCCCCAGCAGCCCACGACGAGAACUAACAGGUCUGCCAAAUCAGCCUGUGGAUUAUUCCAGAAGGACUAGCAACAGCGCGGUGUGUCGGCUGCAGUUUGGAAACAGCUCUGAUAACCGUCCCAGUGCAGCACAACCGACUCACACCCACAGCAGCAGCCAGCAUGCUCCGUCCUCCACCCAAUCCACCCCGGUGGCACCUCCCCUCCACCCCGAGCACCUCUUCACCUCCUCCUCCUCCUCCUCCUCUCCCCACUGUCUGGCUUACCUGCCCAGCCUGUCUCAGCCGUCGGUGGUCAUGCUGUACAGGGCACCAGACAAGCCUGACCAGAUGCCUGAAGGUCAGGGGUCACCCAGGUCAGAGUCUGAGGAGGGGAGGAAGAGAAGGAGGGAAGAAAGGGAAGAGGAGGAGACGGUGGUGAAAAAGAAGGCAACAUCUGGGUUAGCAGAAUGUGAUAAGGUGAGAGCUGAACCUCACAGGGAAGCAGGGGAACUCUCCAACAGGACUUCUCCAAAUCACCCAGCAGGCCUCUCCAGAGCGUUUGAUGAAAGUCAAGGUGGCAACAGCAGCAGUGAGCCCGCCCAGCCGUCACACUACCUCUAUGUACCCAACAAUGCAGGUCUGAACAGCCUCAACUUCCUCCUCUCUGCUGGCCAGCCAUCAGCCAGUCUAGCACUUCCUCCCGGUGGUGUUCCCACCCUGGCACUGCCCUACGUCCUGGUGCCCUCUGCCGCCCUCUCCCACUACCCCCUGGUUGCCAACAGUCUACAACAGCAAGGCUCUGACACCCACACCAAACUCAGCUUCAGUCUGCCCACUGUGAUGUCACCUGCCCACUUUACGCUGGGGGCGACACCUUACAGCCUGGCAGCAGCUUCGGAGAUCAGCUGGUCGCCGGCUCCAUCGCCGUCCACUCCAGAACAAAGCGGGCAGUACGGGUCAGCGGUGGGCACUCCACAUUCACCCUCGGGACCACGACACACUGUCAGCAUCAACACACCAGAACCACUGACUCCACAUACUCCAAAGGACACGACAGCAUCUGCUUCUAAGGCUUUCUUCCAGACCCCAGGCACUCUGGGAAGUGUAGUCAGUGCUGUGCCUGCUGCCCGAAAAAGAGGCUCUGCGCAGAGGAGACUGGACGUUGGCCAUCCACCAACCAGUUAGAGAUCUGAGGAGAAUAUACAAUUUUAACAUUCAGGUGUUGGUCCUGAAGGUGAAAAAUGUGGUUUCAGGCCACUGGUGCUUUUUUUGGUUCAUUGAUUAAUUUCCUUCUGAAAUGCAACAAUAUCAAUUUUAGCAAAAGACUGUUUGCUGGGACUUGAAAUUAACUCAGCUAAAAGAUGAAGCAUUUUGGGAAAGCAGAGAUCUUAAAGAGUCUCACAUGUUGCUAUAGACUGUAAAUUUUUGCCAGUUGGCGAGUAUCUCAUUUUGCCAUGAAACUCUUCCGUUAUUGGUCAUUAUGUUAACAGUUCAAAUGUGCCUCAUGGUUCAGUUAUUGGGCACUAGAUUUCAGAGUGAAUAAAUGAAGCAGUAUUGCCAAUGUAACAGUGCCCUCCUGUGGUGGGAGUCAGCCACUGCUGUAUUUUGUAUUUCAGACAGAAUUUUCCCUCUCAGAUGUGAUCAAGCUACCUAAUUCCCCUUCACUUGUGUAUUAUAGCCCAAUUGCUAUUUAUAUUUUAGCUAAUAUAUGUUGAUUACAGGGACUGUAAUGAAACAUUAACUUUUUUAGCACUAAGUAUGUGAUGAAUGUAUGUCUAAUUCUGAAGUGAUUGUCUUUAGUUGGCCCCUUCAGCUUUUGUUACGGUAUCAAGGUACAAUAGGAAAGGUAUUAGCUGCUGAUCACCAGUUUACAUUAAUAGUAGCAGUCAGUCCACUCUUGGCUCAAUUCAGACAUUACGGUGAGGAGAAAAUCCCUAAUGCCUUAAAUGUUUACAACCAGCAAAGUAUCUCAAGGAACAGUUCUUGGACUUCUUGAUUCAUCAGGAAGACAAACAUUACUGGUGCUGUGUGUAUUUUCACUGAGAAUUUGCAACCAUAGUGCUUUAUGGUUAAACACCAAACCCUUUAGCUGUUAUUGGCAACUAAAGGACAAUGUGACAUGGGAAGAUGCUCUCAGAUACUUGAAUACUUGUGACUUUACUAGGAGUAGUUUCUGGAGAGAUAUCAGAGUACUGUAAAGAUUUUAAUCUUUAAUUUAUCCAGGGAAAGUAGACUGAUGCUGUCUUUUUUAGCAACUCCAUACCACAUUCAUACAGUCCACAUUAAGACUUCCAAUCUGCUGUUGGCUGGUGCAGUUGGGGGGUUGUGUUCCUUGCUUUAAGGCACCUUGCUGAGAGAAAAGAGAUAUUUUUAUCACUAGAUUUUCUCAGGUUGUGCAGGGAUUAGUACUGACAAUCUCCUGGUAGACUCACUAACUUGCUUCCAGACAACCCAGCCAAAAUAAAGGUGCUUUGUAUGGGAAUCAUUCAGGAGAGCUUAGCUAUGUCACGCCAAAGGGUGCACAGAUAAUCCACUCUGACUAGUGGAUGUGUAGUCAUUAAUGUACAGUUUAUUAUCUGUAAUUAUUUUUGUACUUCAUAUUCAUAGUGUCAUGUAAUAUUUUCAAAUGCAGAAUGUUAAAUGCUGCUUUAUGGUUUUAAUAAUGAUUGCACUGCUAGUUGUCGUAGUUGUGUGCUGAUCUAACUUUUACAAAACAUGGAGCUAUUCCUUCACUCUAGCUCUGCUCUCUGUAGUUAUGGGCCAAACUGGUUUUCUUCUGUACAGCCUUCACAAACUUUAAUUAAAAUGUACCACGCUGA
This is a messenger RNA of Lates calcarifer (barramundi perch), 4272 nucleotides long. RefSeq names its product E2F transcription factor 7 (gene e2f7). Gene Ontology annotation, biological process: regulation of transcription by RNA polymerase II. The transcript is spliced from 13 exons. Bases 227 to 2638 code for a protein of 803 amino acids. The record is from RefSeq and is a predicted model, not a curated record. Gene Ontology annotation, cellular component: RNA polymerase II transcription regulator complex. Gene Ontology annotation, molecular function: RNA polymerase II cis-regulatory region sequence-specific DNA binding; DNA-binding transcription factor activity, RNA polymerase II-specific. NCBI's taxonomy places the organism in Eukaryota, Metazoa, Chordata, Actinopteri, Centropomidae.